CGGUCAAAAGUCAACCCGUCGAUCCCCGUACCUAAAAGUCAUCUUACUCGUCUCGAUCUAAACGACCCCGCCUUAUCCCCUCCCUCUCUCCGCCCGCCAUCGCCAUCUCAGUCUCUCACUAUGCUCGCCUCGCGAUCCUUCCACCACCGUGCUCCGCCCUCCUCCCCCGCCGCCGCCCUCCUCCGCCGCCGCCUCUCAGCCCGCUCCGCCUCGGCCCAACCGCCGCCGCCGCCGCCGACGAUCCCCACCGCCGUCGCCGCGGCGGCGGCGGCUGAGGCUGAGGCUGAUGAUCGGCGCCGAGGCCUCGCCUCCGGCACGCUCCUGCAGCUCCUCUCCAGCGUCGCCCUGGGCUCCGGCCUCGGGAUCGCGUACUGGCGCUGCGCUUCCGAGGGCGGCGACGGCGGUCUGAAGCCGCUCGUGGCCUUCGCCGACUCGUCGGCGGCGGCCGCGGCUGAAUCUGCGGUCGACGGUCGCUGGUCGCGCUCGCUGUUCCGGAAACUGUCUUUGCCCGAUUACAGCCCCAAGUAUCUCUUUGGAGAUGCGUAUAGGAGGAAGGUCUUCUUCAACUAUGAGAAGCGAAUUCGACUGCGAAGUCCUCCUGAGAAGGUUUUUGAAUAUUUUGCAUCUUUCCGAACCCCAGAAGGAGAAAUACUCAUGAAACCAGCAGAUUUGAUGCGUGCAGUUGUUCCUGUUUUCCCUCCUUCUGAAUCCGACCUGGUUCGAGAUGGGUAUUUGAUUGGAGAGAGGAAUCCUGGGGAGCUACGAUGCGGUCCAUCAGAGUUCUUUAUGCUUUUUGAUGUGAACAAUGAUGGACUAAUAUCGUUUAAAGAGUACAUAUUUUUUGUAACGCUACUCGGUAUCCCAGAAUCAAGCUUCUCAGUCGCAUUCAAAAUGUUUGACAUAGACAAUAACGGGGAGAUAGACAAGCAAGAAUUUAAGAAAGUGAUGUCUCUCAUGCGGGCUCACAACAGACAUGGGGCACGCCAUAGGGAUGGACGUCGAACUGGAUUAAAAGUUAGUGGCUCUGUUGAAGAUGGUGGCCUGGUUGAGUACUUCUUUGGCACAGAUGGGAAGGCAUGUCUUCGGCAUGAUAAAUUUGUCCAGUUCAUGAGAGAUUUGCAUGAUGAGAUGCUUAAUUUGGAGUUCGCUCAUUAUGACUACAAACAAAGGGGGACUAUAUCUGCUAAAGAUUUUGCAUUGUCCAUGGUUGCUUCUGCUGACAUGAAGCAUUUGCACCGUUUGCUGGAUCGAGUUGAUCGAUUAGACAAAGAACCACAUCUUACAAAUGUGCAUAUUUCACUAGAGGAAUUUAAGAACUUUGCAGAGCUACGCAAAAAAUUGCAGCCAUUUUCCUUGGCCCUUUUCAGUUACGGAGAAGUAAGUGGUUUGCUCACAAGAAAAGACUUUCAGCGAGCUGCAUCUCAGGUCUGUGGUAUCUCGCUCACGGAUAAUGUCGUCGAGGUCAUAUUCCACAUAUUCGACUUCAAUCAGGAUGGAAACUUAAGUUCGAAGGAAUUUGUUAGAGUCCUUCGCAGACGAGAAAAGGACAUUGCAAAUCCCGAGGGCGAUGGUCUCAUGGGAUUGCUGUCUUGUUGCCACAAUUGUGGAAACAAGUACACAAUCGAGCGCUUGCUUUCUUGAGUCUUAUCUCAGGUGCAUGGUCCCGUAUAAUCUUCCGCGACGACUUCUCUGUGGUCUUGAUUGCUGGAAGUGUUGGUGAGAUUCAAUGAUCCCAUGACUCCUCUCGGGAUUGGUGAUGAAUCUCGAACUGCUUAGCAACUCCAGUGAUCUGAUGCCGAAGAGUGUUGCCUAGCAGCGAGGUACUGAUGGAGGCAAGCAAUAGCUUCACAUUGGAACCACUGGGGGUGUCAAAAAUAACAGAGAAGAGGCUCUCACCGGGCACUAGCCGAUGUUUAAUCAAUCAUAGCCGGCUUGUUUACCCUGGCUUAUAACAGCAAAGCGGUAUGGUUCACUACAAAUGUACAGAAAAAUAAUCGAGUAUGGCUUCGGACAUUACACGGAUUAUUCGAGCUCAUUGGCUUCGCAAACUUUGGAGUGAGCAUUGAAAUAGAUGCGGUCCUGUGA
This is a messenger RNA of Syzygium oleosum, 2085 nucleotides long. Its product is annotated as calcium uptake protein, mitochondrial. The transcript has 7 exons. Lineage: Eukaryota; Viridiplantae; Streptophyta; Magnoliopsida; Myrtales; Myrtaceae. Gene Ontology annotation, molecular function: calcium ion binding. Gene Ontology annotation, cellular component: uniplex complex. Gene Ontology annotation, biological process: calcium import into the mitochondrion; mitochondrial calcium ion homeostasis. Bases 121 to 1641 code for a protein of 506 amino acids. The record is from RefSeq and is a predicted model, not a curated record.